AUGGCCAACAGAAACGGCAACAACACCGGCAACAGCAAUGAUAAGCCGAGCGACCCUCCUCCCGACUUCAGCGUACUCCCACCUCGCAAGAAGCUGCCUAAGGCGCUGCAAGAGACUCUAGAUAAUGAGGAGAAGCUAUGGGACGUCUUGUAUGAGGGAACAGCAGAAGACUCCACCGAAUCGCCUAUCCGUUAUGCCGCAUACGCAUCCCGCAUCCGAACCAUCAUGCUCAGCGCCCACCGCUAUGUCGCGUACACAUCUGACAUCGGCGAGUCGUUCCGGCCGGUUGCGCAUCCGUGGCUUGUUCGCAGCGCAUAUGGUAUAUCGUGGUUGUAUCUCGCGGGCGACGUUUCAUAUGAAGGAUAUAAAGCAUACUUGCGGAACCAAAGGGUUCUGCAUCCGGAGCACCAUGCCGCAGAAGUGAACGUUCCUACCACCAACACCACCAGCACGAGCAGCAACAGCAGUAGCCACAUAAACAAAGGAGUCUCUGCAUUACAGAAAAUGGGCGAAGGACUGGGCGUGAAGCCUGGCGCAGGGAACCCUCUCACUCGUGGGGAAGUGGUUCCGCGACGUGUCUCUGCCAUUGAGGAUUACAGGACAGUGAUGGCGCAGAGAGCAGUGUUCCAGGCGGUGGCUAGUAUGGGGUUGCCGGCGUUUACGAUUCAUAGUAUUGUGAGGUAUUCGGGGCGUGCUAUGAAGGAUGUCAAGAAUAAGACGUUGAGGACCUGGGGGCCUAUUGGGCUUGGUCUAGCGGCCGUUCCGUUCCUGCCGUACGUGUUCGAUGAGCCGAUCGAGAAGGCUACGGAAUGGGUAUUCUAUAAUGCUUUCAGGGCGAUUGGAGGCGAGAAGGCGGUGGAGGGGCGGUCGCCAACGGGUCACCAUCAUCGGGAAGCGGUCAAGGAGAAAGAGUUAUAG
Molecule: messenger RNA, 918 nt
Organism: Westerdykella ornata
Lineage: Eukaryota; Fungi; Ascomycota; Dothideomycetes; Pleosporales; Sporormiaceae
Exons: 3
Coding region: 1-918 (305 amino acids)
Biological process (GO): mitochondrial fission
Cellular component (GO): mitochondrion
Source: RefSeq, a predicted model, not a curated record